GCUACGUUGUGGAAGACAACAUGGCGACGCGAUGAGCGAAAGUUCCGAUCAACUGUUUUCUAUAAACACAAGACAUCUCCUUUUACACUGCAUAAAACAUGGAGAUCCUUGACAUCCUUGUCGAGUCAUGAUGCAAGGGUUCACAGAAAAAAGUGCCAACGAUAGGACAGCAUUUUGGAGGAAGAACGCGAAAACCGUUCCAGGAAGUAUCAAACCAGUUUAUGGAGCCUCACAUCCACCAAGAAAGGACACUAUGCCUUCGACGCCGAAGAAAGAUGGCCACACCAGUAAGCACAGGAGAAAUACAUCAUCGAGUUCAUUCAAAGAUUUCCAGGAGAGCACGGACGACGCUUGGGACAUUGGCGACGACGAAUUUUGCGUUGUGUCAGACGUGAAGAUAGUGUCCAAGGUGGUGCAGUCAACGGCCGACUCGGUGAUCACCAACCACAGCAAAGCUCAGAACUCGACAGAGGCCGCAGACGAACACCUGCCCUGUGACCUUACGGAUGGCUGCUGCUCGGCUGAGAGCCGGGCUGCUGCCAUGCAGCGACUGGCCAUCCAGAAAGGCUCGGGCCCCGUCUCGGCCCCGGAGUCCUCGUGCCCCCUGCCGACGGGGCGCAGCGGCCCCUACGGCUUCGGGCCGGGGGUGGCGGUGCGGCACCACGGGCAGCACCCCGCGGCCAACCUUUCUCCCCACCAUUCCGUCGCCCAGAACCUCCUCAGUAGCCGGGCCAUUCUGGAGAAGUUCCACGGCGCCCUGCACAGCUCCAAGACGGACCUCGACUCGCUUCGCUCUCUAAGUUGGAAGGGAAUCCCCGCUGAAGUUCGUCCUAUCACAUGGCGACUCUUGGCGGGGUAUCUGCCAGCCAACUCUGAAAGGCGGGCAGCCGUUCUCGAAAGGAAGCGUGAGGAGUACUUUAAUUUUGUGAAGCAGUAUUACGACACACGGAAUGAAGACAUCCACCAGGAAACCUACAGACAGAUACACAUUGACAUCCCUCGCAUGAGCCCCCUGGUGCCAUUGUUCCAGCAAGAAUCUGUACAAAAGAUAUUUGAGAGGAUCCUGUACAUAUGGGCCAUACGACAUCCUGCCAGUGGCUACGUCCAGGGCAUGAACGACCUGGUGACACCCUUCUUCGUCGUGUUCCUACAAGAACAUGUUCCCCAGGACCAGGAAGUGGAGACGUUUGACGUGACCCAGCUGGAGCCGGUGGUGCUUCAGGACAUUGAGGCUGACAGCUUCUGGUGCAUGAGCAAGCUCCUGGACGGAAUUCAGGACAACUACACCUUUGCCCAGCCAGGCAUCCAAAGCAAAGUCAACACACUCAAGGAGCUCAUACAGAGAAUAGACUCCCCGUUGCACGACCACCUGCAGAGGCACUGCGUGGAGUUCCUGCAGUUCACUUUCCGCUGGAUGAACAACUUGCUGAUGCGGGAGCUGCCGCUGCACUGCACCAUCCGGCUGUGGGACACCUACCUGGCCGAGACGGAGGGCUUCUCCACCUUCCACCUGUACGUGUGCGCCGCCUUCCUCCGCUUCUGGUCCGAGGCCCUGCUCAGGGAGAGGGACUUCCAGGGCCUGAUGCUGCUGCUGCAAAACCUGCCGACUUACGACUGGGGCGACGCCGAAAUCACCCUUCUGGUGGCAGAGGCCUACCGGCUCAAGUACACGUUUGCAGACGCACCCAACCACCUGCAGAUGAGCAAGUGAAGGUCACGGACCGUCGUGCCGUCGCCCUGGCUAUCGACGGAGCACAAUAAAGAGGAGGAGUCCUUUGAACGGACUCACACAAGGCCUUCAGCAAGUGUGGCACGAACUGCAAUGCAGUGAUAGCCUCGUUGCAAUGUGUUACCCUGUCGAGGGCGUGCGUGCAGUGGUCCUUGCCCGCAAAUUUUCGAAUUGUAUAUUUUUGUACAUUAAAAGCUGAGAUUUCCCCCGUAGGGCAGGAGGAAAUUCCAGACGGGCUUGUGGUUGCUCAAGGAAUGAGAAGUGCCUGUCAGUUGUGUCGACGGUUCCGGUGUCAGGAUCGCAUAGAGGCUCCGGAGAGCCUCGUUUUAAUGUAUGUACGGCAUAAAAGAAUGCGGUCCUUGAGUAAGGUUAAACUUUUCGUUUGUUUAAGUGUGCGGUCUCAACACACUUGGCCUUUUGGUUAGGAGCUUACGAGAUUAAAAGAAGCGUGUUCAACAUCCACUA
This is a messenger RNA of Ixodes scapularis (black-legged tick), 2194 nucleotides long. RefSeq names its product TBC1 domain family member 22B (gene Tbc1d22). The transcript has 12 exons. Gene Ontology annotation, biological process: activation of GTPase activity. The coding region runs from base 128 to 1711 and encodes 527 amino acids. The record is from RefSeq and is a predicted model, not a curated record. NCBI's taxonomy places the organism in Eukaryota, Metazoa, Arthropoda, Arachnida, Ixodida, Ixodidae. Gene Ontology annotation, molecular function: GTPase activator activity.